Messenger RNA from Carica papaya (papaya), 1445 nucleotides. Its product is annotated as S-adenosyl-L-methionine-dependent methyltransferases superfamily protein. NCBI's taxonomy places the organism in Eukaryota, Viridiplantae, Streptophyta, Magnoliopsida, Brassicales, Caricaceae. Gene Ontology annotation, molecular function: S-adenosylmethionine-dependent methyltransferase activity. The record is from RefSeq and is a predicted model, not a curated record. Gene Ontology annotation, cellular component: chloroplast.
AUUUUGCGUUAUUUCCACCAAAAGGGCAGUUUAUAAGGACUCGUCAUCACAUCUGGAGGGAAACCAGACGAGAGCGGAGAAGAAGCAGCGGCAAAAAAAAUACUGAGACCGAGAGAGGGUUUGUACCGGUCUGUAAUGGCGAUAGCUUUCUCUUCUCCUCUCUUUCUCCGCACAUCUUUAUUCCCGAACUCCCCAUGCCUUUCUGACAAUUCCUUAUUUCGUCCUCGCCUCCGGUUUUCUCCACUCAGGUCCCGCUCCGCUAUUCGUGCCAGUUCAGCUGUUGCUCUGGAAUCAGACUUAGGCUCUCAACAGAAUCAACGUUUGGAGGCUGACUUGUUUGCAUGCCCAGUUUGUUAUGGACCAUUGAUAAGGAAGGGCCCUCCUGGCGUUAAAUUGCAAGCCAUUUACAGAUCUGGAUUCAAGUGUGAAAAAUGCAACAAGACAUAUUCCAGCAAAGAUGUCUAUUUGGAUCUCACUGUUACUGCUGGACUGCAGAACUACAAUGAAGUAAAACCAACUAUGACAGAGUUGUUCAGGAGUCCACUUGUAUCUUUUCUGUAUGAAAGGGGUUGGCGUCAAAAUUUUAUUCUAAGUGGCUUCCCAGGUCCUGAUGAAGAGUUCAAAAUGGCUCAGGAAUACUUCAAACCAGUACAAGGGGGCCUUCUGGUGGAUGUUAGCUGUGGAAGUGGUUUGUUUUCUCGAAAAUUUGCGCAAUCCAGGACAUAUUCUGGAGUUAUUGCUCUUGAUUUCUCAGAAAACAUGCUUCGUCAAUGUUAUGAUUUUAUCAAACAGGAUGAUACUCUUUUGGAUGCCAAUCUUGCUCUAGUUAGAGCAGAUGUUUCUAGGCUUCCAUUCUCGUCUGCAUCUGUUGAUGCUGUUCAUGCUGGUGCGGCUUUACAUUGCUGGCCAUCACCUUCUAAUGCUGUUGCUGAAAUCAGUCGUAUUUUACAAAGUGGUGGAGUUUUUGUUGGAACAACAUUUCUUAGAUACAGUUCUUCUACUCCACAGCUGAUAAGACCCUUCUUACAGAGGGCGAUGCGAACCUAUAACAAUUUGACGGAGGAAGAGAUUGAGGAUUUGUGCACCUCAUGUGGUCUUGUAAACUUCACGAAGAAAGUUCAGCAGUCUUUCAUCAUGUUUUCUGCUCAGAAGCCUUGAGAUUAGGUUUGAUUAAUUUGAACUACCAUCUUCUCCAUAGCUGGCUCUAUCAUACCAUAUUCUACCUUGAUUUGUUGUAUGCCAAUUUGUUUACAUAGAAAUUGCGUUAGAUGAGAUCUAAAAAGGUGAUAAUAGCAUUCUUAAGGACUAAUUAUAGCAAAGGCAUGGUAUUUACUAUACGAUAUAGAAAUGAUUAUUGUAAAUUAUCUUUUACAACUUCGUUAACAGCGAGUAUAGCAACAUCUACUGGCUCGUAUGCAACUAUCCUUGUAUCGCUGGAUUUAUUU